Durio zibethinus is the source of this 1631-nucleotide messenger RNA. RefSeq names its product cytochrome P450 76A1-like. The record is from RefSeq and is a predicted model, not a curated record. NCBI's taxonomy places the organism in Eukaryota, Viridiplantae, Streptophyta, Magnoliopsida, Malvales, Malvaceae. Gene Ontology annotation, molecular function: heme binding; iron ion binding; oxidoreductase activity, acting on paired donors, with incorporation or reduction of molecular oxygen.
AUCAACGAUCACUACGCUAUAAAUUAAGGGAAACCUGCUUUAACAAUGAAAUAAAAUAAUUAAGCUAACCAAAAAAAAAAAUAAUGGAUUUCGAAAUAUUUGGGUUAAUUGCAUUUGCAGGGGCUAUCUUAUGGGUUGCAUGUGCAAUGGUGAAUUGGCUCCAUCGUUUCCAAGGCUCAGCUGGGCAGCUUCCACCAGGGCCAAGAAGGUGGCCAGUGGUUGGCAAUAUUUUCCAGUUAAGUCGGGAACCACCGCAUUUGUCUAUCACUAAAUUGGCUCGUCAACAUGGACCCAUCAUGACACUUUGGCUCGGUUCAAUGUGCUACGUGGUCAUCUCAUCCGAAGAAGUGGCUCGUGAGAUGUUCAAGAACCAUGACGUGGAGCUUGCAGGCCGCAAAAUUUACGAGUCCAUGAAAGGGAAUUACGGCAAUGAAGGGUCUAUUAUUACAGCUCAAUACGGUUCAAAAUGGCGGAUGUUGAGGCGUUUAUGCACCACGGAAUUCUUCGUCCGAAACCGUCUUGAUGCCAUGAAAGACAUACGAAGAAACUGCGUAGAUCAAAUGCUGGAAUUCAUAGAAGAUGCUAGUAAUUGUGGAACCCAUGCCGUCGAUAUCGGAAGAUUCUUUUUCUUAUUGGCUUUUAAUCUCAUUGGUAAUCUCAUGUUUUCAAAGGAUUUAUUGGAUCCGAAAUCGGAGAGAGGUGCAAAUUUUUUUUACCAUGCAAAAAAGUUCAUGGAGUUCGCUGGUAAGCCAAAUGUAGCAGACUUCUUUCCAAUUUUGAAAGGGUUUGACCCUCAAGGUAUUAAACAUAGAACACAGUUUCAUAUUGAACAUGCCUUUCAAAUUGUGGGAGAGUUCAUCAAGGAAAGGAUGGAAAGCAUGGAAAAUGGAUGUAAUGAAAAGAAGAAGAGAAAAGAUUACCUGGAUGUGCUUUUGGAGUUUCAUGGUGAUGGUACAGAGGAGCCAUCAAGUUUUUCUUCCACAACUAUCAAUAGCAUUGUUUUAGAAAUGUUUGCAGCAGCGACUGAUACAACCACGAGCACUUUAGAGUGGGCUAUGUCUGAGCUUUUACACAAUCCAACGAAACUCGAGAAACUCCAAGCUGAAUUGAGAAGUACUAUAGGCCCUGGAAAGAAGGUUGAAGAAAAUGAUAUUGAAAAUCUGCCAUACCUUACAGCAGUUAUCAAGGAAACAUUAAGACUUCACCCACCACUCCCUUUCUUAGUCCCUCACUUGGCUAUGGCCUCCUGCAAAAUGUUGGGCUACACAAUCCCCAAAGAAACACAGAUUCUAGUGAAUGUUCGGGCAAUUGGACGAGACCCCAAAUCGUGGGAUGAUCCAUUAGUUUUCAAGCCAGAAAGGUUCCUGGAACUGAACAACAAGAUGGACUAUAAAGGACAACAUUUUGGGUUUAUACCAUUCGGGUCUGGUCGGAGAAUGUGUCCUGCUGUUCCUCUUGCCUCUCUUGUGCUGCCUUUGGCGUUGGGGUCGCUGCUACAUUCAUUUGAUUGGACCCUGGCAGAUGGGAUUAAGCCUGAGGAUUUGGACAUGACUGAGCGGAUGGCCAUAACGCUUAGGAAAUCCGUUCCUUUGAACGUUAUUCCAUUACCUUACAACAGUAACAGGGACUAA